Molecule: messenger RNA, 762 nt
Organism: Ruditapes philippinarum (Manila clam)
Lineage: Eukaryota; Metazoa; Mollusca; Bivalvia; Venerida; Veneridae
Product: dynein axonemal assembly factor 6-like
Exons: 7
Coding region: 83-655 (190 amino acids)
Biological process (GO): axonemal dynein complex assembly
Cellular component (GO): cytoplasm
Molecular function (GO): dynein intermediate chain binding; protein-folding chaperone binding
Source: RefSeq, a predicted model, not a curated record
GCUUUUCAAUGACGCAUGCGCAAAUUCAAGUUCCUGCCUGAUCGUGAAUUUACAUGCACAAAAACUAUUCUAGGUCAGCAAAAUGGAAGGGGCAAUGGCACCAGGAAUGCUGUCUACACUAUGUGAUAUGCUUAAACCUCCAGAGGAAGAUUCAGAUAGUGAUGAAGACAAGCCAGUGUCAAGUAUAGCCCAGCUAAACCCUGGAAACAUUGGAACCAAAACUAAACCCAAGAAAGACCUAGGGGAAAAGAAAGUUGAAAAGGAUACAAAAGAUAUCUGGGAUACUGAAGAAGUCCAGGAAGGUUCUGAGUUCGAGUCAGUAUAUGAUCCACGACCACAACCCGAGUAUGAUAUUAUACACAAGCAGGCAGUAACAUCUGAGGACAUGUUUCUACAGAUGGGCAACAAAACACCAGCCACAUCUUCCUGUGAAGAUAUGGUGGUAAAGAUUAAAUUACCAGACACAAAAAUGCCAGAUGUUACAUUAGAUGUUAAACCUAAAUUUCUGGAUUGCAGAACACCAAAUUAUUACCUCGGACUACAUUUACCACAUCCUGUUGACCAUAAAAAUGGUAAAGCACAGUGGGAUGGUAAAACAGAGACAUUGAGUGUAACACUUAGAUUAAAACGUGAAUAUGAUUUUAUGAACUUCUGAUGGCAGUCACCAUGUUACCAACCUUGUUGUGUUCACUCAGUGAUUAUAAUAAAAGUAACAGACUUAGUAAGGUACUACUGAAACUGUGAUGUUCACAGACACCAGAA